UUCGCAUUGUCAGCCUUCGCAGCCAGACCAUACAUCGCCAUGCAUAGUCAGUGGCGCAUACUCUUCCUGCUCCUGGCGAGCAUCGCCAAUGCUGCCCGCCUGACCGUGUCGAUCCCAGCAUCACCACCUUUACUCGCCAAUCCGGCAACGCUACCGUCUUCUACCCACGCGGUCUUGAUCGGCCCAGCAGGAGUGCACUAUGAUGUGCCAAUAAGGAAAGACAGCACAUUCGCCUUUGGAGACCUUGCAGAAGCAAGCUAUUUACUCACCAUCUACAGCCGCGACUACUUCUUCCCGUCUCUACGAGUUGACGUGGGCGCAGCCGCGGAUGGCUCGCAGCAUCAGACGAUCCAGGCCUGGCAGACGUUCAGAGGCAACGAGUGGAACAACAAAGGUCCAGCGUAUGGACAAGGUCGGGAUGAGUUGAAAGUGCAAGUUCAACCAACUAGCAAGAAGGACUUUUACCAAAGCAGAGGGGGCUUCGACAUACUGGGCUUCCUGAAGAAUCCGAUGAUCCUGAUGGGGUUGGUGUCGGUGGUGUUCAUCUUCGGUUUGCCGAAGCUGAUGGAUAUGCUGGACCCGGAGAUGAAAGCAGAGAUCGAAGAGAUGCAACGUGGCAAACGUGCCGCGCCUGCUGAGCUCCAGAGCGAGAGGGAUCGAGCAACAAGUGAGGCUGUCAAUGCGGUACAAAACUUCGACAUUGCGAGCUGGCUUGCUGGACGAAGUAGCGGCGGCGGUGGUUCGAAAUAAUCGAAACACAACAUCCUAUCGAGCGAGGCUACUAUGUGCAGUGCCACUGUGCGACUUUGUCAAGCGUGCUGCUACGUCGCGAUAGACUUUGCUGCCCUCAAAGGUAAGUAAGCUUUCCCAAAUGCCUGUUCACGGUGUUCACGCGACAAAAAGGCAUCAGACAGUAUGCGCGAGUCAGUGCCUUACGCCGUUCCGGUACUCGGCAUCCUCCUUCUCCUCAAGUGCCUUCUUCGCAG
Molecule: messenger RNA, 986 nt
Organism: Baudoinia panamericana UAMH 10762
Lineage: Eukaryota; Fungi; Ascomycota; Dothideomycetes; Mycosphaerellales; Teratosphaeriaceae
Exons: 2
Coding region: 40-750 (236 amino acids)
Cellular component (GO): EMC complex
Source: RefSeq, a predicted model, not a curated record